Pseudozyma flocculosa PF-1 is the source of this 1548-nucleotide messenger RNA. It is a transcript of the gene fat3, whose product is annotated as bahd family acyltransferase. Gene Ontology annotation, molecular function: acyltransferase activity, transferring groups other than amino-acyl groups. The transcript has 2 exons. The record is from RefSeq and is a predicted model, not a curated record. The coding region runs from base 1 to 1548 and encodes 515 amino acids. NCBI's taxonomy places the organism in Eukaryota, Fungi, Basidiomycota, Ustilaginomycetes, Ustilaginales, Ustilaginaceae.
AUGUCAUCGGCCGCCUCUGCCUCCUCGCCGCCGGCACCUCGCGUGCCAGCGCGCAAUCUCAAGAUCAAGGUGCAGCAAAAGCUCUGCGUGCUGCCUGCUCCCGCCUCGCCCGCGCCCGCCAUCACCCUGACGGGCCAGGACCUGAGCAUGGCCAAGAUCUACAUGCACAUGCACUACAUCUUCUCUCCUUCCUCCUCGCCAUACGGGCUCUCGGAGCUCGCCAACGACAUCGAGAACGCACUCUCCCUGACCCUGGACGAGUUCCCCUACAUCGCCGGAUCCAUCGAUCGAGUCGAUGACAAGUGGAUCUUGCAGGACAGCCGCAAGGGCGUCGAAUUGCAGAUCGCACAGGCGGAAGAGGAGGCUGGUGGCCUGUCGCCGCAGGAGAUUGGGGGAAGCUGGGAUCAGGAUGUCGGGACGAGGGCACCCUUUGUUGGCGAGGAUGAGGCGCUGGUGGCCAUCCGGGUGACGAGGUACGCCUGCGGCACAGUCUCAAUCACGACGAGCGUUCAUCACUGGCUCAUGGACUUUGCCAGCUACUUUGACUUCCUCUCGACCUUCGCCUCUCGCCUCACGAGUCCCGCCGCCGCUGCCACUUUGCAGGAGCAGAAGCCAAAGCGCAACUUUGAGCGAGACGUCUUCUCGCUCCUGUCGUCUCCCGGUGGCGAGGAGGCCGAUUCCGCGCCUGCGGCGACAACGACGACCGAAGAGGACGACGCCGAGGUGCGCUCGUGGUUCCGCGCCUCGGCCGCGCCGCCGUGCUUCAAGCGGCCCGUCAACCACACAUAUGUCGUUCCCGUCCUCUUUACGGCAUCGAAGUUGGGCGAGCUCAAGGCGCACCUUGUCCAGGCCGCCUCGGCGAGCGGGACGACGACGCCGACGUUCUCGACGAUGGACGCCCUCCACGCCCUGCUGUGGUCGUCGAUCACGCGCAGCCGCGACCUGGCCGCGCCGGCCUCGACCAAGCUCCUCGUCACCAUGGACGGACGCCGCCGCGUCGCAAACGGCGAGCUGGCCGCCGAGUACUUCGGCAACGUCCACCCCGGCUUCGCCUUCCGCCUCGACGUCGCAUCGCAGGACCUCUCUUCCGCCGAGUCCCUCGCGGCCACGGCGCAGAAGCUGCGAUCCGAGUACCUGGCCAACAUCGGACCGCAGACGAUGGAGAGGAUCAUCCGGUACCAGCAGCGCAACCUCGACCGCGUCUCGACCAACAUCGACGCCAUGUUCGCCAACGACGUUGUCAUCUCCAACCUCUCCGGCUACGAGUACGGCCGCGUCUCGUUUGGCAGGCUCGGUCGGCCCCGGGCCGUCACGAUGCUCGGGAGCAGGGGCGUCGAGUAUGGUCCGUUCAAGAUCGACGCUGCCGACGGUACCGUCACCGUCCUGGCUGUGCCCGAGCAGCAGCAGAAAGCGCCGGACGGGGAGGAGCGGGAGGGAUCGGGGGCGAAGAGGAGCGAUGUGAUUGCCUACAUCGGUCUGAGGCAGGAGGAAAUGGCGCGCCUCCUCGCCGACAAGGAGAUCGCAAAGUGGGGUGAGGUGCUGUACUAG